AGUUACAUCUUCAAAGGACGGACUCACACUUCGUCUGGCACAUUGAUAUUCAAUGCAUUGGAUGUAGUGUUUCUCCCUCGACCGACUUCAGAAGUGUCCUGUCUUUUCUGCAGGAGUCAUUUUGGCAGGAUAUGAUUGUCGGGGAGGGCGCUCUCCUGUAGUCGCAUCUUAAGUCCAGUUUUUAAUAGGCACGUACGCAAACGGUUUGACACCAAGUCUUCAUGGAACCUGCCUGUAGGAAGGACAAACCCAAACUCAACUCUUCUCCAACACGAGGAGACCGAGCCAAGCAAAGAUCUCCGCAGAGGAAGCUCAAGCAAAGACAGAGAGCAGAGAUCUACGCUCUGAACAAGGUGAUGACCGAGUUGGAGCAGCAGCAGUUUGAAGCCUUUUGUGCUCAGAUGCAAUCACAAGGAGAAUGAACCGACAAUCUGACACUCCGUGACGCGUCAUUUCUAUCAUAUAUUUCACUAUCUAACAGUAAGUGUUGUUUACCUGGCUGUGAAAAGCCUUGAAGUCUGUGCGUAAGUGGAAACUGAAAUAUGAAGGUGAACAAUACAGUGCAGAAUUAUUGGGCAAAUGAGUAUUUUGACCACAUCAUCCUCUUUAUGCACGUUGUCUUACUCCAAGCUCUACAGGUAUAGGCUCGAAAGUUCACUGCCAAUGAAGCAUAUCAGAUGAUGUGCAUCUCUGUAAAGAGAGGGGGCGUGGUCUAAUGACAUCAGCACCUUAUAUCGGGUGUGCAUAAUUAUUAGGCAGCUUCCUUUCAUUGGGCAAAAUGGGUCAGAAGAGGGACUUGACAGGCUCCGAAAGGUCAAAAAUAGUGAUAUAUCUUGCAGAGGGAUGCUGCACUCUUAAAAUUGCCAAGCUUCUGAAGCGUGAUCAUCCAACUAUCAGGCGUUUCAAAAUGGUCAACAGGGUCGCAAGAAGCGUGUGGAAAAACCAAGGCACAAAAUAACUGCCCAUGAACUGAGAGUAGUCAAGUGUGCAGCUGCCAAGAUGCCACUUGCCGCCAGUUCUGCCAUAUUUCAGAGCUGCAAUAUAACUGGAGUUCCCAAAAGCACAAGGUGUGCAGUACUCAGAGUCAUGGCCAAGGCUGAAAAACGACCACCACUGAAUAAGACACACAAGCUGAAACAUCUCCAGUCCGACUCAGACGCCAGCAAGGUGGAAGAGGUGGAAGACGCCUUCUUCAAGCAGUGGUACAGGAAGAAGUCAGCAUCCUUCAAGAAAAACAUGACUUUCAUGCAGGACAAUGCUCCAUCACACGCAUCCAAGUACUCCACAGCAUGGCUGGCAAGUAAGGGCCUAAAAGAAGAAAAACUGAUGACAUGGGCCCCUUCUUCACCUGAUCUGAACCCCAUAGAGAACCUGUGGUCCCUCAUCAAAUGUGAGAUUUACAAGGAGGGAAGACGGUUCACCUCUCUCAACAGUGUCUAGGAGGUUGUGGUGGAUAUCCUCCUCAAAUGGCUAAAACUAGAAAAAAGCCCCACUCCAACUCCCAAAAAUAUUCAGCUUUGAUAUUGAGUCUUUUGCAUUCAUUAAGAACAUGGUUGUUGUUCAAUAAUAAAAUGAAUCCUCAAAAAUACAACUUGCCUAAUAAUGCUGUACGAUAUAUCUAUGUAUUUAUUAGAUACUUUAUUUUGAUACAACAAUCAGUGUUUACUUCAGUUUACAAAACUGACCAACAAAUAAAGAAUGUUAUUGUGUAA
Molecule: messenger RNA, 1712 nt
Organism: Synchiropus splendidus (mandarinfish)
Lineage: Eukaryota; Metazoa; Chordata; Actinopteri; Syngnathiformes; Callionymidae
Gene: svbp
Product: small vasohibin binding protein
Exons: 3
Coding region: 222-422 (66 amino acids)
Biological process (GO): protein secretion; negative regulation of protein ubiquitination
Cellular component (GO): apical part of cell
Source: RefSeq, a predicted model, not a curated record